CUUAGGAGAGACUGUUUUAUAAGGGGAUUCUCUGACGGAGAUUCACGUACAGUAACACGAGAAUGCAGAUCCAAAGACAAGCGCUUCGAGUCCUGAAACUCCGCUUUCUGGGCUGGCUCCACACAGUUUCUUUCCGAUGCUGUUUGUCCCUCGCGAGGCACCGUUGGUUCGCCUAGUAGGCGUGACUAGGGGCUGGAAGUAGGGCGGGAGCGGGGCCGUGGAGGCACGGCCGCCGCUGUCAUGGACGCCUGGGUCCGCUUCAGUUCCCAGAGCCAGGCUCGGGAGCGGCUGUGUAGGGCCGCCCAGUAUGCGUGCUCCCUUCUUGGCCAUGCACUGCAGAGACGUGGGGCCAGUCCUGAGUUACAGAAACGGAUUCAGCAACUGGAGGGUCACCUGAGCCUUGGAAGAAAACUUCUACGCCUGGGCAACUCAGCAGAUGCUCUCGAGUCAGCCAAAAGAGCUGUGCACCUAUCAGAUGUUGUCCUGAGAUUCUGCAUCACUGUUAGUCACCUCAAUCGAGCCUUGUACUUCGCAUGUGACAAUGUCCUAUGGGCUGGAAAGUCUGGACUAGCUCCCCAUGUGGAUCAGGAGAAGUGGGUGCAACGCUCAUUCAGGUACUAUCUCUUUUCCCUCAUCAUGAAUUUGAGCCGUGAUGCUUAUGAAAUUCGCUUACUCAUGGAACAAGAGUCUUCAGCUUGUAACCGGAGACUGAAGGGCUCUGGAGGAGGAGUCCUAGGAGGACUUGAAACUGGAGGAUCUGGAGGACCAGGAACUCCCGGAAGAGGCCUGCCUCAACUGGCUCUGAAGCUUCGGCUCCAAGUCCUGCUCUUGGCUCGGGUCCUUCAAGGUCAUCCCCCACUUCUGCUGGAUGUGGUCAAAAAUGCCUGUGAUCUCUUCAUUCCACUGGACAAAUUAGGCCUCUGGCGCUGUGGCCCUGGGAUUGUGGGGCUUUGUGGCCUUGUGUCCUCCAUCCUGUCAAUUCUCACCCUAAUCUAUCCCUGGUUAAGACUCAAGCCUUGACACUCUGGUACAGGAUAAAGAGGGGACCUGAACUGGUGAAAUGAAAUUUGAGAUCAUCUCCCAUGCACUAGCCUCAUUCUAAUUCUACUUCUUGAUUAGUUAAAAUCCUGAAUUUAGGGGUUUAGGGAGGAGACUUGGGGAAGAUGAGGCAAAGAUAGAUGACUUGUCAAUAGAGUGAUUCUGAUACCCAGAUAUGCCUAAGCUUUUAUUCUUUUUCUCUUUCAUUGUCUGAAUCUCUCUUGACUCUAUUUUAUAAUCCCAAGUCUAUUUAAGAUACUUCUUGCUUUAUCUGCACAGUCCCCUGUCUAGAAAUUAAAUGGAGAUCCUUUUUGGUAGAGAUCCUUUUUGGUAACAUUUGAUUUGUAAGACUCUGCCUUCUUUUUUUCUCCAGAGGGUGCUUGUGACAAAUUAUUUUUCUCCUUCAGACUCCAAAUCAUAAUUUUUUAUUGUUGUUUAUUGAUACAGGGCCUCACUAUGCAGCCCAGGCUGGCCUCAACUCAAGUGAUCUUCCUGCCUCAGCCUCCUGA
This is a messenger RNA of Chinchilla lanigera (long-tailed chinchilla), 1547 nucleotides long. It is a transcript of the gene Pex11b, whose product is annotated as peroxisomal biogenesis factor 11 beta. NCBI's taxonomy places the organism in Eukaryota, Metazoa, Chordata, Mammalia, Rodentia, Chinchillidae. The record is from RefSeq and is a predicted model, not a curated record. Gene Ontology annotation, cellular component: peroxisomal membrane. Gene Ontology annotation, biological process: peroxisome fission; regulation of peroxisome size.